AUGGCGGUGGGCAUCAUGGCUCGGGCCGAUACGGCGGUCACGGACAUCGUGGCCAUCGGCGAUACCACGGUGGGCAUCGACACCACGGCCGUUAUGGAGGACAUCAUCGUCAUGGCGGCAGGGACUACAGAGACCAUCACGAUCGCUACGGUAGACACGGAAAUCGUCACGGAGGUCACCGGGAAGAGCGGUACCACAACAAUCAUCGCGGCAAUCAUCACCACGGCCAUGAGGGAGGACGACAUCGAUACGCCCACCACCACGGAGCUCGGGGUCGGGAGGGGGGUCAUUACGGCAAUGACCACUACAAGAACAGAGGUCACAGAAACCAUGGUCAUAGAAACACCUACCAUAGAGAGGAUUCGUCGCAUCACAGCAAGUACUACGACGAUCAUCACGAUGGCGAUCAUAGGAGAAGAUACAACGACCAUCAUAGGCAUCACGAUCGACACGGCGGGGGAGCCCGGCACGGCCAACAUCACCGCGAGCACCAUGGUAGAUAUAGACACGGAGACGAUUCGCACCGACAUGGAGGAGGUCACCACAGGAACCAUCACGGAGAACACGGAAGACGAGGACACGAGCACCACAAGGAGCACGGCCAGCAUCGACACCACGGUGGAGGACACCACCGCGGAGGACAUCACCAUAACGGCGGCCACCACCAUCAUCAAGGCCAUCACCAACACCGCCAACAUCGACACCAUGGUGGAUACUGAGCCCCUCUCGUACAAAUUAGGCGCGACCCGCGGUCGUCUGAGUUUCUGCGCAGGGAUUACAUUCCUUGACGUGCGUUCGACCUGA
Galendromus occidentalis (western predatory mite) is the source of this 804-nucleotide messenger RNA. RefSeq lists its product as uncharacterized. NCBI's taxonomy places the organism in Eukaryota, Metazoa, Arthropoda, Arachnida, Mesostigmata, Phytoseiidae. The coding region runs from base 1 to 804 and encodes 267 amino acids. The transcript has a single exon. The record is from RefSeq and is a predicted model, not a curated record.